CUAAAAUGCCUUUAAAAAGUCACCAAAUAAGUGGACUGUAAGUCAUACUGCACUAGUGCAGGCCAACAGUCAGUGUCCUAUUGUGCUAAAUGUUUUGAAAACACAUAGAAAUUAAAGUUCUCUGAGCCAAACAAUUUAUGUUUGAAAGGGAUGAUACCCAUCAGUAAAUGUUCCAAGAACAGAUUGCUGGGUGUCUAAAAACUGUUGCCAACCAAUACAUUAACUGACUCGGUGCUGCGCCUGAAGACUGGAAACACUGUGUUCAGUGCUACGUGGGUUCAUGUGAUUGGCCAUUAUGUUCAGGAAAGAUAACAUUUCUUGCCUUGGAUCAGGCUUUUCUGUCCCUUAUGCAGGGAACAUCUAAACACUGGGGCGGGGGGGGGGGUUCUGAUACAGCUAAGAGGCAUUAUAAUUAGAGGAAACAGUCACCUUGUUUUCACUCUGUCAUUGCACAACUUUCUAUGGGCUGGAGUGGAAUCUAACACUGUGUUCCUGCAUCCGUCUUUCUGAAAAGGGAAGGAAUGUUUGAUAUUUGCUUAGAUCUUGAAAGUAAAUGAAAUUAACUGAAAUGUUUGAAGUUCAGGAAUAAGUGUCCCAAAAAAAACCCCCAAAAUAGAAACAUUCAAUAAUUUAGGUUGCAAGGGACUUCUGGAAGCCAUGUAGUGCGACUCCUGCUCAAAGCAGAUAAAACCAGAUCAAAAGGCAUUGGGUCUUGUCCAGUCCAGUUUUAAAUACCUCUAAGGAUGGACAUUCUACAUCCCCUCUAGGCAACUUGUUCCAAUGUUUGGCCAAGCUCAUGGUGGAAAAAUUUCCUUGUAUCUGAUUGGAUUUUUCCAUAUUGCGACUGAUGUCCAUUGCCUCUCACUGUGCACCUUCAGGAAGAGUCUGGAUCCGACAUGUCUGUAGGCUCCCUCUUGGUAUUUGAAGAAAUGGGCCAGUACAGGCAGGUGGAAAUCCUUGAUUGGAAGACAAAGAAACAGCUAUGCUACCUAGAUAAGGUGGAACCAAAUGCCACAAUUAGGGAGAUCAGAUUGAUGUUCCAUAAAUUAUAUCCUCGGUGGUAUCCAGCAAGACAGUCGAUAAAACUUGAUCCAAAAGGAAAGUCCCUGAGGGAUGAGGAAAUCCUGCAGCACCUCCCUGUUGGCACAACUGCUACCUUAUACUUUAAAGAUUUAGGGCCACAGAUAGGAUGGACUACGGUAUUUUUGAUAGAAUAUACAGGUCCAUUGUUCAUCUAUUUUCUGUUUUAUUUCCGCAUGCCUUUUGUCUAUGGACUGGAUGAGAGGUUUACAUCAAGCCCGCAUCCAGUAGUUAACUUGGCAUGUAUCUGCCAUUCUUUCCACUACAUCAAAAGGUUGAUUGAAACAGUAUUUGUUCAUCGGUUCUCCCAUGGGACUAUGCCACUGAGGAAUAUUGUGAAGAACUGCUUGUAUUACUGGGGAUUUGCAGCUUGGCUUGCUUAUUAUAUCAAUCAUCCUCUUUACACUCCUCCUUCUUAUGGGAAAAAACAGAUAAAUUUUGCUGUGAUCAUGUUUCUGCUGUGUGAAGCUGGAAAUUUUUCCAUUCAUGUUGCACUCAGUGACCUCCGGAGAAAUGGAUCCAAAACCCGUAAGAUCCCAUAUCCAACAAAGAAUCCUUUCACAUGGCUGUUUUUCUUUGUAUCUUGCCCUAACUAUACAUAUGAGGUGGGGACCUGGAUCAGUUUCACUAUCAUGACUCAGUGUGUUCCAGUGGGGCUGUUCACCUUGCUUUGCUUCAUUCAGAUGACAAUCUGGGCAAAGGAUAAACACUGCACCUAUCUACGAGAAUUCAAGGAUUAUCCAAGCCUUCGAAUGCCAAUUAUUCCAUUUUUGUUGUAAGAAAAAAGGAUUAAUUUGAAUAUUGCACAGAACUUCAAGAAGAAAAAGCUCAUAAACCUCCUGCCAAAUAAGUGAAUUAGUUUAAAGGAUUUGGGUGCAUGUUGAAUCUCCACUGCUGAGGGAAAUUGUUUGCACUUGAAAGCCACACUUCCUUACAUUCAAGAAUUCUCAACUCAGAAGCACCUUCAAAAAAUAAGGCUUCAUUGCACAGCUGGUAGUCAAAAGCCCCUACAGUUCACUGUAACCUGAUUGACUUAGAUUUUCCUGUACUAGUCUAUUUAGAUUGAUGGAUCAGAGAUACUGAGAAGUCUGUGCUGAAAAGCAGCUCCAAAUUUAGCAGUGGCAUUCUGCAAGACAUAAGUACAUUGGAAUGAGUACAUACCAGCUAACUACUAGAGAGCUCAGCUCAGCCAGAGUGGCCAGCUGGCCUGAAGACGAUUGCAUGAUCUGUCAUCUUUGACUUGAAGAAGAGAGUGUGCUGCCUGGAGGCAGGUGCUUUGUAACAAAUAACAUUACCAAAGAAUAUGAAUUGUUCCUGGAAUAAAAAAACAGGCAAUAUCUCAAAUACCUGAUUUGGGUCUAACCCCUAACUUGCCACGAGAAUCUGAAGUAAGAAGUAUUUGUGGAUGUAACAUCCUGCAUUGUUGGGGUUUUUUUGUUUGUUUUUUUUUUUUUUAGUCUUCUACCUUAUUAAAUUGCAUACUAGUAAAUAAGGUUCAGAAGAGCUGAUCUAUGCUAUAUCUGUGAUUUUGGGCCUGUUUUCAUAUAACAAGUCCCUAUGAUACUAAAGGACCUUUUACCUAGCAUUUUAUGUCAGCAUUCUCUGAAUAAUUUUUAAUACACUUUGUAAAUACACGAAGUGACUGCUAGUCCUCAGAAUGCUAGCUCCCUUCCUAUUUUCAGAGCCAGGGAGAAAAAUCAGCUACAUUUUGGACUUCCUGGUUGUUUUUUCCUCAAGAUGUUCAGUGGGACUUAGUUGGGUUUUGUGCAAAUCUAGUAAAAAAAGACUAUUGCAAUCUAUUUGAAUGACAUUUUAAAGAAGCUAUUUUAGAAUACGAAAAGAAUGCAUAGAUACUGUUUUAUUUCAUGAUUAAUUUAUUUAUCUAUAAUGGAUGUAUAGAAAGAUUUUUGCAACUAUUUGUAAGGGUGAAAUACGCAAUAAAUUCUAGACUGUAUUUUGAAAUUGGUUGAAAUAAUUAUGGCAAAACAGGAAGACUACAGCUGGUUGCUGGAGUUUCAUAAUAUUUUGUACAGUAAAAAGCAAGAAUGUCCUUAUAUAUA
Molecule: messenger RNA, 3140 nt
Organism: Aquila chrysaetos chrysaetos
Lineage: Eukaryota; Metazoa; Chordata; Aves; Accipitriformes; Accipitridae
Product: very-long-chain enoyl-CoA reductase-like
Exons: 13
Coding region: 897-1859 (320 amino acids)
Biological process (GO): very long-chain fatty acid biosynthetic process
Molecular function (GO): oxidoreductase activity, acting on the CH-CH group of donors
Source: RefSeq, a predicted model, not a curated record